Staurois parvus is the source of this 534-nucleotide messenger RNA. NCBI's taxonomy places the organism in Eukaryota, Metazoa, Chordata, Amphibia, Anura, Ranidae. The record is from the annotation of a GenBank genome assembly.
AAUCGAAUCCAGUGGAGGGAUUGGAAGAGGGGGGUGGAGGACACUGAGUGGAGGCCAGUGGAGGGAUGGCAGGGGGGGGUGGAGGACACUGAGGGAGGGGUGGAGGGAUGGAGAGACACUGAGUGGAGGCCAGUGGAGGGAUUGGCAGAGGGGGGGAGGCCAUGGAGGACACUGAGAGGACACUGGAGGCCAGUGCAGGGAUUGGCAGAGAGGGGUGGAGGACACUGAGUGGAGGCCAGGCAGGGUGGAGGACACUGAAUGGAGGCCAGUGGAGGGAUUGGCAGAGAGGGGGGUGGAGGACACUGAGUGGAGGCCAGUGGAGGGAGAUUGGCAGAGGGGGGUGGAGGAAACGGAGCGGAUGGACUGAAGCGGGAUAGCCAGCGGCGAGGCAGGCCAGUGAGGAGGGAGUUGCAGCAGUUGAGUCAUUGGACUUGGGGCUGGGAGGAUAGGUUGGAGUCCAGAGGCGGGUUUGAUGGUGGCGUUGUUGGAUGCAUGUAUAUGCUUUUAAAUAAAUGUGUGUUUCACCACAGUAAU